AUGGCUACAGUACGGAUAUGUGUCUGCGGGGACGACGGGACUGGAAAAUCGAGUCUCAUCACAUCACUAGUUAAGGAUGUAUUUGUUACGAAUAAAAUCCAAUCAGUUCUCCCUCAAAUCACCAUUCCUCCAAGCAUUGGAACUCCCGAAAAUGUUACCACAACGAUUGUCGAUACCUCUGCAGAACCCCAAGAACGCAAUACAUUACGGAAAGAGAUAAGGAAAUCAAAUGUUAUCCUGCUGGUAUACUCAGAUCAUUACAGCUACGAGAGAGUGGCUCUGUUUUGGAUGCCAUACUUUCGCUCGUUGGGUGUGAAUGUGCCUGUGGUACUAUGCGCCAAUAAAUCGGACUCGACUACAAAUGGGAACACAGCACAAGUGGUAGAGGAUGAGAUGUUACCAGUUAUGGCAGAGUUCAAGGAGAUUGAUUCAUGCAUACGGACGAGUGCUAGGGAACAUCACAAUGUCAAUGAGGUGUUCUUUCUUUGUCAAAAAGCUGUUACACAUCCAAUUGCACCACUUUUUGACUCCAAGGAAGGUAUUUUGAAACCUGCUUGCGUUGCGGCCCUAAAUAGGAUAUUUUAUUUGAACGACAAAGAUCAGGAUGGAUAUUUGAAUGACCAAGAAAUGCAAGACUUUCAAGCCAAGUGUUUUGAGAAGCCAUUGGCUCCAACUGAUCUCGAAAACAUAAAGAUCUCAAUUAGUAGAGCUUCUUCAAGCUCUAAUAUGGAGAGGGGGAUUGAUCAAAAAGGGUUCAUUCAUCUCAAUAAGAUAUUUGCGGAGAAGGGUAGGCAUGAGACUAUAUGGAUUAUUUUACGGAAAUAUCAUUACACAGAUAGUUUAAGCUUGAAAGAUAGUUUCCUUCAUCCUAAACUAGAUAUUCCAGAAUUUGCUUCUGCGGAACUCAGUCCCGCUGGUUAUCGAUUCUUCGUCGAUCUCUUUCUGCUAUUCGACAAAGAUAACGAUGGUGGUCUGAAUGACAACGAGUUGAAUGCCUUAUUCGCACCUACUCCCGGCCUGCCAUCACACUGGCUCGAAUCAAACUUCCCCGCUUCUACAGUCCGCAAUGAAGCUGGCCACAUAACCCUUCAAGGUUGGCUUGCACAAUGGUCGAUGACCACAUUUGUCAGCCCCGCCACUACUCUCUCAUACAUAGCCUACCUUGGGUUUGAGCCCACCCCUGGAAAACCUUCGACAACCACCGCUCUGAAGAUAACCAAACCUCGCAAAAGACGUCGCCGACCCGUUCGUACUGAGCGCAACGUAGUCCUUUGCUAUGUUCUCGGUGCCUCCUCGUCAGGUAAAUCUUCCAUUCUCGACGCCUUCCUCAAUCGUCCCUUCGAUCACCUCUAUCACCCUACCAUCAAGCCCCGUGUCGCCGUCAAUAGCGUCGAACUACCCGGUGGUAAGCAAUGUUAUCUCAUUCUCGAAGAACUCGGCGAACUCGAACCGGCCAUUCUCGAAAACCAAGCCAAACUCGACGCCUGCGAUCUCCUCUGCUACGCCUAUGAUUCCUCCGAUCCAGACUCUUUCUCCCACAUUAUCAACCUCCAUAAAAAAUACCCCGCCCUCUCAUCUCUCCCCUCAAUCUGCACAGCCCUCAAAGCAGACCUCGAUAAAACAACCCAGAGAUGCGAAAAACAACCAGAUGAAUAUGCACAUCUCAUGAAUAUGAAUGCACCAGUACAUGUAAGUGUCACGUGGCAUAGUAUCAGCGAGCUCUUCGUUACAUUAGCAGAAGCCGCAACGGACCCAUCGAAAGCGUUUCCAAAGAGUGAGGAGGAAGCACCUGAUAGAACGGGAGUAUGGAUUGCUCUCGGAGCUACAGCUUGUGCGCUUGUGGCAGCGGGCAUGAUUUGGAGGAGGACGUGGUAUGUUGGAUAG
Molecule: messenger RNA, 1884 nt
Organism: Botrytis fragariae
Lineage: Eukaryota; Fungi; Ascomycota; Leotiomycetes; Helotiales; Sclerotiniaceae
Product: putative mitochondrial rho gtpase protein
Exons: 2
Coding region: 1-1884 (627 amino acids)
Biological process (GO): regulation of mitochondrion organization; small GTPase-mediated signal transduction; mitochondrion organization
Cellular component (GO): mitochondrial outer membrane
Molecular function (GO): GTP binding; GTPase activity; calcium ion binding
Source: RefSeq, a predicted model, not a curated record